UUCGCAGCGAUUGUAUCGAAUUCAGAGAGAGUUUUUGAAUAGUGAGACGGAUCUGUGUGUGAUACAAAUUAAUACGCGUGUGUGUGUGUGUGCGAGACUAUAAAAUGUCCUCAAAGGUGCUGAGCAACUUAAUGGCCGAGAGCCUGUUGAUUAAUAAAGCAACUCAAAUUAUCUCAGGCUAUUCGCCUAUAACAAUCUUCUUGGUAACUGCCAUAAGCAUCUUCUUAGUAAUUUAUAACAAAAGGCGCGCGCGCUUGGUUAAAUACAUUGAAAGGAUACCUGGACCGGCUGCUUUGCCAUUUUUGGGAAAUGCUAUUGAAAUGAAUGUGGAUCAUGACGAGCUCUUCAAUCGGGUCAUUGGCAUGCAAAAGCUUUGGGGCACACGCAUCGGUAUCAAUCGCGUCUGGCAGGGCACAGCACCGCGCGUGCUGCUCUUUGAGCCCGAAACCGUCGAGCCCAUACUGAACAGCCAGAAGUUUGUUAACAAAAGCCACGACUAUGACUAUCUGCAUCCUUGGCUGGGCACUGGACUGCUGACCAGCACCGAUCGCAAAUGGCACUCGCGCCGCAAGAUCUUGACACCUGCUUUUCAUUUUAAAAUCUUGGAUGAUUUUAUUGAUGUGUUCAACGAGCAAAGCGCCGUCUUGGCACGCAAGCUGAGCGUCGAGCUGGGCAGCGAGGCAUUCAAUCUGUUCCCCUACGUCACGCUCUGCACCUUGGACAUUGUAUGCGAAACCGCCAUGGGACGCAAAAUCUAUGCACAGAGCAAUAGCGAAUCGGAAUAUGUGAAGGCGGUGUAUGGUAUUGGGUCCAUUGUGCAAAGUCGUCAGGCCAAGAUCUGGCUGCAAAGCGAUUUGCUUUUCCGCCUCACCGAGGACUACAAGACACAUCAGAGCUAUAUUAAUACGCUUCAUGGCUUCUCCAACAUGGUGAUACGUGAGCGCAAGAGUGAGUUGGCCAUGGCCAAUAAUAACAAUAACAACAACGACGAGAUGCCCGAUGCAUACGAUGAUCUGGGCAAGAAAAAGCGUCUGGCCUUCCUCGACCUGUUGAUUGAUGCCUCCAAGGAGGGCACAGUGCUGUCCAAUGAGGACAUACGCGAAGAGGUGGACACAUUUAUGUUUGAAGGACACGACACCACCUCAGCAGCCAUUUCCUGGACACUCUUUCUGCUUGGCUCCAAUCCAGAGUACCAAGAGCGCGUCGUUGAAGAGCUGGAGUCUAUAUUCGGCAAUGAUACUGAAACGCCAGCCAGCAUGAAGAAUCUGCUGGACAUGCGCUACUUGGAGUGCUGCAUUAAAGAUGCGCUGCGUCUUUUUCCCAGCGUGCCCAUGAUGGCACGCAUGGUGGGUGAAGACGUUACCAUAGGCGGCAAGCUGGUACCCGCCGGCACUCAGGCCAUCAUCAUGACAUAUGCUCUGCAUCGCAAUCCGCGCAUUUUCCCCAAGCCCGAGCAGUUCAAUCCCGAUAACUUUUUGCCCGAAAACUGCGCCGGCCGUCAUCCGUUUGCCUACAUACCCUUCAGUGCGGGUCCACGCAAUUGCAUUGGCCAGAAGUUUGCCAUUUUGGAGGAGAAGGCUGUCAUCUCCACAGUGCUGCGUAAAUACAAAAUUGAGGCUGUCGAUCGACGUGAGGACCUAACGCUGCUGGGCGAACUUAUCCUGCGUCCCAAGGAUGGGCUGAGAGUGAAAAUCACGCCGCGUUAUUAAGCCACGCAGCCAGCGUUGUGCCAGAGUUGAUCCAAAGUAUUUAACUUGUAAAUAUUUAGUUUAAGUGUAAGUUUAAGUUUAGCACAAAUAACAGAU
Drosophila busckii is the source of this 1805-nucleotide messenger RNA. RefSeq names its product cytochrome P450 4c3 (gene Cyp4c3). Gene Ontology annotation, molecular function: iron ion binding; oxidoreductase activity, acting on paired donors, with incorporation or reduction of molecular oxygen; monooxygenase activity. The record is from RefSeq and is a predicted model, not a curated record. The transcript is spliced from 7 exons. NCBI's taxonomy places the organism in Eukaryota, Metazoa, Arthropoda, Insecta, Diptera, Drosophilidae. Bases 105 to 1709 code for a protein of 534 amino acids.